Molecule: messenger RNA, 1002 nt
Organism: Colletotrichum godetiae
Lineage: Eukaryota; Fungi; Ascomycota; Sordariomycetes; Glomerellales; Glomerellaceae
Exons: 3
Coding region: 1-1002 (333 amino acids)
Source: RefSeq, a predicted model, not a curated record
AUGUGUCGGGUCCCUUUCCAACUGAGGCUCUUCGGGCCGUGGCUCGCCGCCGCUACGGUCCUGGUCCUCGGCCAGGACGCAGCAGAUAAGGCAAAGUUUGGUGACCCUAUCAACGUCCUCGGCAGUAUGGAAAGAACCGACCAAGACUUCCAAGAUGGCUUAGCUCUAGAUCUCUUCUCGCCCAAAAACCGCACGCUGGUCGUCCAACAGAACCUCAUGCCGCUACCGGGCAACUUCGUGACGGGCACCACGGGUGGACCCUUCAUGGCGCUGCAGAACUACUCGUACGUCAUCAGCCUCAACGAGUCGGCAAACGACCUCAUCGCCAAGAUCGAGAUCCCCUACGACCCAACGGCGCUCGCCUCGAUCGGUAUCCAGGAGAGCAACACGUAUGUCGGUACAUUGGCUGGUGAUAAGAAAAGCUGGAUCGUCAACGAUGCGACGCGCAACGUGCACAGAGAGGAGAACAAUACCCGCAUUAUCAAGAUGACGUCGCUCCAGGGCGAGUAUAUCCUGCUUGGACGGAAGACGGAGGAUACGGCCAACGAGUUUGUGCAGUAUGGCCAGGGGGCUACAAGGACGGUCAACGUCACGGCGGGAAACCGACAGGAAGCUGAGUUCAUCGACGGCUUGCGGCUAAGUGUUGUGCCGAGUACCGACAUGGGCAUCAACAUCGACAUUGUCAAUGGAAUUUCGCCAAAGGCUGUUCCGCCGGGGUUGGUGCCGGUUAACAGCUUUGCUUGGGUUGUCAACUCGAGUUCCCCUGGUGCGCCUAUGCUUGCAGAUAUGAAGUUUCCGUUCAAUCCUUCUAUGCUUUCCGCCGUUCGAGGGUUCGUUCAGCCGGCCCCAGUCAGGGUAGCGAAGAAGGCACUUGGAACCACCGCUGACGUACCAUUCCAACUCAUGGCUGGUGAAAUUAUUGGGAUCUUGCCAGACAACUCGGUUACUAUUCCGAAUGUGACCCAAGUAGACGGGCAGUACGUACUACUUAUGGUAUCAUAG